Salvelinus namaycush (lake trout) is the source of this 984-nucleotide messenger RNA. RefSeq names its product glutamate receptor ionotropic, kainate 1. Gene Ontology annotation, biological process: modulation of chemical synaptic transmission; synaptic transmission, glutamatergic; monoatomic ion transport. Gene Ontology annotation, molecular function: transmitter-gated monoatomic ion channel activity involved in regulation of postsynaptic membrane potential; kainate selective glutamate receptor activity. The coding region runs from base 1 to 984 and encodes 327 amino acids. Lineage: Eukaryota; Metazoa; Chordata; Actinopteri; Salmoniformes; Salmonidae. Gene Ontology annotation, cellular component: kainate selective glutamate receptor complex; postsynaptic membrane; plasma membrane. The record is from RefSeq and is a predicted model, not a curated record. The transcript has 6 exons.
AUGGAGAGGGAGGGGGAAGGGUCAGAGUUGAUGCCUAAGGCCUACUCCACACGUAUAGUAGGAGGUAUCUGGUGGUUCUUCACCCUGAUUAUCAUCUCCUCCUACACGGCCAACCUGGCUGCCUUCCUCACCGUGGAGAGGAUGGACGCCCCCAUCGACUCCGCUGACGACCUGGCUAAACAAACCCGUAUAGAAUACGGCUCAGUCAGGGACGGGUCUACCAUGACCUUCUUCAAGAAAUCUAAGAUCUCCACCUAUGAGAAGAUGUGGGCGUUUAUGAGCAGCAGGAAGAACACAGCUCUGGUGAAGAACAACCGAGAGGGGAUCACCAGGGUCCUGACCACAGACUACGCUAUGUUGAUGGAGUCUACCAGCAUAGAGUACAUCAGUCAGAGGAACUGUAACCUCACGCAGAUCGGAGGACUCAUAGACUCCAAGGGCUACGGAGUGGGCACACCAAUAGGCUCCCCUUACAGAGACAAGGUGACUAUCGCCAUCCUGCAGCUGCAGGAAGAAGGGAAGCUCCACAUGAUGAAGGAGAAAUGGUGGAGAGGGAACGGUUGUCCUGAGGAGGACAACAAAGAAGCCAGCGCGUUGGGCGUGGAGAACAUCGGCGGUAUCUUCAUCGUCCUGGCGGCCGGACUCGUCCUGUCUGUGUUCGUAGCCAUCGGAGAGUUCAUCUACAAGGCCAGGAAGAACUCUGACAUAGAGGAGGCCUUUUGUUUCUUCUACGGGGUUCAGUCCCGCCAGUUCCAGCGUCGUGACAGCGCCUCCUCCUCCUCUGCCACCUCUCUGUCCACUGACCUGGAGAGCGGUCGGCUGCUGGGAGACGAUGAUGACAUAGACUCUGUCAUGGAGGAGCUGGGUAUCUCCCUGCGCUGUCACAAAACCAUCAGGCGAAGGUCACGACCCCGAGGACGAUCUGGAUUGGCCAGCGUCCUCUGUCACCCCAAACGCAUCCUGAGGAAAGAGACCAUGGCGUAG